GUCUGGUCCAAACCGGAGCUGUCACAGGGUGUAUGAAAUAUAACCUCCACUUAUUUUGGAUUAAAAUCAACUAGUUUAGUGGAGUUUGUUUUGGAUUUAUUGGCAGAGAACUUUCCUACCACCCCCUAAAACCCUCCACCGCUACAUCUUGCCUUUUGAUUGACCACUCCAUAUUUUUUUUUCCUGCGUGCUGAAUAUUCCUCCUGCUGGAGAAAGGAGAAAAAACAACACAGGGGGGAAACUGAGGAAGAAGACACACAGCGGAAAAAUAAAGGAGGUGGAGUAAAAAAAAAACGAAAAAAAGAAAGUGAAAUAACAGGAGAUUAGCGGGAAGACUGGAGGAGCAGGUUGGAAAGAAAGCGAGAAGACACUGCGCAAGUGGAGAGCGAGACUUGCCUUUAUAAGCCUGUCAUUUCAUUCUUAUAGAAGUCGGUGCUUUUGUGUGAAGAUUUUUUUUUUUCGUUCCUCAUCUGCUGAUUAAAAAGGAGGCGACACCAUGACAACAGAGAUGCAGGAGAUCGCCAUCACGGAGGAGAAGCCUUUACUCACGGGUCAGGCUGAUGCCAAGGAUGCUGAGCUGGCUGCGAGGAUACUCCUGGACCAAGGACAGGAGCACAGUAUUGAGACCCCACAUGGUGUUCUGCACGUGACCCUCCACGGCACACGAACCACCCGCAGGCCUGCCAUCCUCACCUUCCACGAUGUGGGUCUGGACAAUAAGAGCUGCUUCUCCCCUCUUUUCAAGUUUGAUGAGAUGCAGGAGAUUGUCAAGAACUUUACCCUGAUUCACGUCGACGCUCCGGGGCAGGAGGAGGGGGCUGCUCCCUAUCCCACAGGUUACCAGUAUCCCUCCAUGGACACCGUAGCAGAGAUGAUUCCCUCCGUCCUGCAGUUUUUCAACUUCCGCACUGUAAUCGGAGUGGGUGUGGGAGUGGGAGCGUACGUCCUCUCCAAGUUCACACUUGCGAACCCAGAUUCAGUUGAAGGUCUGGUUCUGAUCAACAUCGACACUAACGCCCGAGGAUGGAUAGACUGGGCUGCUCAGAAGCUCAGCUCCGUGACGUCCUCCUUCACAGAGCAGAUCCUGUGCCACCUUUUCAGUCAGGAGGAGCUGUCAUCAAACACAGAGCUAGUGCAGUCCCACAGAGAGCGCAUCUCCAAAGCUUCUAAUCUGGUCAACAUAGAGCUCUUAUGGAAGACUUACAACAGUCGCAGAGACUUGAGCAUCGACCGCAACAACACCUUUAAGUGUCCAGUAAUGUUGGUGGUGGGUGAUCAGGCUCCGUAUGAGGACGCUGCUGUGGAGUGCAAUAGCAAAAUGGACCCAACAACAACCUCAUUCCUAAAGAUGGCUGAUGCUGGUGGUCUCCCUCAGCUGACCCAGCCUGGGAAACUGACUGAGGCUUUCAAGUACUUCAUCCAGGGAAUGGGCUACAUGGCUUCAUCAUGCAUGACCCGUCUGUCCCGCUCACGCACCACCUCCCUCUCCUCCUCCUACUCCAUGGAUGGGUCCCGCUCUCGCUCCCGCACCUUGUCCCAGGGCUCGCAGGGCGGCCAGAUGCCGCCCAGCCCCUCCCAAACGAUGGAGGUGUCUUGCUGAAGGGAGAAAACAAAAAAAUGAUAGGGAGAGAGAGAGAGAGCGAGAAAGAGAAGAGGGCGAAGGCGAAAGGAAGGGAAAGAUGAAGCAUGACGAUAAUGUAGGAACAAGACGAAUGGGUUACUUAUUUGUCACUAAACAACUCCCAUCAUUCCCCACAAGAGCAGAA
This is a messenger RNA of Epinephelus moara (kelp grouper), 1766 nucleotides long. It is a transcript of the gene ndrg2, whose product is annotated as NDRG family member 2. The coding region runs from base 497 to 1600 and encodes 367 amino acids. Gene Ontology annotation, biological process: signal transduction. The record is from RefSeq and is a predicted model, not a curated record. Gene Ontology annotation, cellular component: cytoplasm. The transcript is spliced from 16 exons. NCBI's taxonomy places the organism in Eukaryota, Metazoa, Chordata, Actinopteri, Perciformes, Serranidae.